CCUUAGAGAGCAUUUGAGGGAAAAAGAAGAUGACUGGACUUGUAAAAUACUAAUGGCCACAGAUAUUGCUACAGGCUUGGAAUAUAUUCAUGCAGCAAAUAUUGUACAUUGUAAUCCGAACUCAAAAAACAUUUUAAUGCACCAUCCCAACGAUAAAUUGAUGAUUAUAGAUUUUAUGUCUCUUGGAAGUCGAACAGAACUUACUCUCAAAAUUACUGAGGAAAAUAUUGCUUAUGUGGAUCCGAAAUUCUUUAAUCCUACGAACACAAAAAAAUUAAAAACUUUUCUUGCCCUUGAAAAUAGAGAAGAUCAUAUUCAUUUAACUCCUGUAGAUUGCAAAGAGCUUUAUUGUGAUUCAUGGAACUCUGAUCCUGAAAAACGACCAUCAAUUAACGAAGUCAUUAAUCGCCUCAAAGAUAUUGAAUUUGAGUGUGUAUAUCAAGAUUCUAAUUAUAUUCCAGAAAUUUAUUUGGGGAGUUUGCUUAGGAACAGGAUUCGGUUUACGUCGAAAAAUUCAGCAAGUUUAGAGGUUGUUAAAGGGUCUGCUCUAAAUAGAUACAUAUUCCUUCCUCCAGGCGAAAUAUCUAUAGGAAGGGGUAAUUCGAACGAUAUCAUUAUAAAAGAUCAAGAAAUUACUAAACGACACGCAAGAAUUAUUAUAAAUUAUCAGGGACAAGUCGAAAUUAAAGAAUUAGGCUCCGAUUAUGGAAUUUUUGUUAAUGGUGAAAAACUUGGAUUUCGUGCUUCCCGUCUUUUAAUAAGAGAUGACGUGAUUUCAAUGGGACAUAGCGAAUUUCAAUACCUUCCCACUGGAGAAUAUAAAAGCCGCAUGGAUGAACCUUUUAUCAAUGAUCAAAAUGAUCAUAUGGCUGGAGAUUAUACUUUAAAAGAGUUAACUAAUUUGAUUCAAAAUAAUUAUGUCCGGUCUGAAGACAUUUUUGCAAGAUAUGGUGGAGAUGAGUUUAUUCUUCUCAAGGAUACUAAUAAAACGAUGGCCUUUGAAACGGCUGAAAAAAUUCGAGUAGAAACUUGUAACGCCUUACUUCUUCAUGCCGACAACGCCUCGAAAAAAGCUAAAGAAUGUGGUCGCGAUCAAGUAAUAAUAUGGAGUAUUGAACCAAAUUCAACCUUUGAGAAUGAAAAUUGUCUAAGUGAAUCACCUAUUAAAUCUACAGAAGAUGGAAAUAAUCAUAGCAAAUCACUUUCUGCUUCUUCCUCAACAAUGGAUGACGAAAUUGGCAUCACAAUAAUUAAAUCAGAUAAAAGGGAAGAAUGUUAUAUGUAUUUGCCUAGAAAAGAAACUCUCAGUUUUGUUCGAACUAAACUUGAAGAAUAUGAUGAUUUUCAUAUGGGAACUAAUUACCAUUUUACGACAAAAAAUGGGAUCCCAAUUUUACGAAAAGACGAGUCUAAAUUAAAUAAUUUACAAAUUAUUGAAACACGUGAUGAUGAUACCCAUUUUUUGUAUAUUAAAGAAGGAGCAGAAUUCGAUUUGUUACAGUUGAGAAAUGAAAAAGGUUUCAAAUUUGGAUUUGUUCGUGAAGAAAAAGAAUACAAAUGUAAUUAUGUGCCUAACGCAAAUUGUAAACGAAACCUUAUAAUUGAUGAAAAAUUUUCGGCAGCUUUAGAAUGGUUUUGUAAUUCACUUAAAUUAUUUCGAAAAAGCUCUGAACAUGCAACGAAUGAAUUUAUUAAAGAUGUUAAAGCUGCAUUAAAUAAUAAUAAAGAUAUAAUAAAGCAAUUUCGUGACGUAUCAGAAAAGUAUGGUCAUUUUUAUGCGCAUCAUCUUGUUUUGGGAGUGGCUAGAGUUAAAAAUAAAUCACAUAUCAUAAAUUCAGGUGCAUAUGGACUCAAGCUCAGCUCUAUGUUUAGAUUUGGAUUUGAAGUUUUGAAAGCUUUGGGCCAUCGAAUUUUGAAAGCCGGUACUGAAGACAUUCCUUUUAAAUUGAAAAAUUCUACGAAUUCAAUAUCAUCAUCAUACAUACAUAAUUUGUCUCCGCACAUAAGGGAGAUUGGAGAUGUAAAUAAUUACCAAGUUUUUGCAUCAAUAAUGAGUAAAAGUAAUAAAAAUUUGUUUUCUGCUCAUAUAGAUUAUGUGAACAAAGAUAAAAAUACCCCGGUAAUUGUUGUUCACAAUAUUAAAAGGGAAAAUUCCAGUUCUACAAUUUGUUUAGUUAAGCUCGGAUGGAUUAUUGUUGGACCGUUAGCAAACUUUGACUUUAACGUCCAAUUUCCGUUAGUAUUUAAAAGUAUGAAACAAAGUGUGAGACAUAUGGCAAGCACAAAAGAAAAUCAUAGCACCGUAGAAAUUAAUAAUUACAAAACUUGUAUUUUGGGAAUAUGCGCGUCAGAAGCGGAUUCUCAAUCAAGUUCUACGAAUAAUAUUGAUUACACGAGAAAAAAAAUUCUCG
Dentiscutata erythropus is the source of this 2411-nucleotide messenger RNA. Lineage: Eukaryota; Fungi; Glomeromycota; Glomeromycetes; Diversisporales; Gigasporaceae. The record is from the annotation of a GenBank genome assembly.